Tribolium madens (black flour beetle) is the source of this 2063-nucleotide messenger RNA. RefSeq names its product leucine-rich repeat-containing protein 24-like. The record is from RefSeq and is a predicted model, not a curated record. The transcript is spliced from 2 exons. Gene Ontology annotation, molecular function: protein binding. Lineage: Eukaryota; Metazoa; Arthropoda; Insecta; Coleoptera; Tenebrionidae. The coding region runs from base 24 to 2063 and encodes 679 amino acids.
UUUUUCUUUGAUCACUUACCUACAUGGUUUAUUUAACUGACAUGACUGACAUUUGUAUUCGUUUUUUCACUGUUUUCGUUGGUUGUUCGUUAUUCCUACUAUUUUUUCAAAUUAUAAUUAAAAGUAGUUCUCUUCAGAACCCCAGAUUUAAAGUACACGCUAAGGUCUCGCCGAUGAGAUGCAGUAUGUCUUGGAGAGGUGCACUUGUAUUUCUCAUAUUGUCCCUGACUCAGUGUAGUGGUUGUCCGGUUUUCUGUUCGUGCAAGUGGAAGAACGGUAAGCAGACAGUCGAGUGCAUCAAUAAGGACCUCCUUGUCAUUCCCGAAGGUAUGGAUUCCAGUAGUCAAGUCCUUCAGUUUUGCGGGAACAAUUUGCAAACUCUGCAACGCGACAAGUUCCUCAAAAUGGACUUAAUUAACUUACAAAGGAUAUAUUUGUGUCGUUGCCGCAUUACAACCAUCGACGAUCGGACAUUCCGCGGGUUAACAAACCUCGUCGAAUUGGAUUUGUCCGGUAACUUGCUCGAGACGGUUCCCAGUGAGACGUUCCUCGACUGUCCCUCCCUAAUGAGGCUCACACUUAAUGCUAAUCCUAUAAAGACGCUCCGGCGGGCCGCAUUCAACCAUCUGUCUUUCCUCAACACUAUCGAGCUCAGCAAUUGCGAGAUAUCGCACGUGGAAGAGGGGGCUUUCCAGGGGUUGUACAGUCUCGAGUGGUUGCACCUCAACGGGAACAAAAUGACGACGUUGCAAGGCGCGACGUAUCUCCCGGAGUCUUUAAAAGGGGUGCAACUCCAGGACAAUCCAUGGGAGUGCGACUGCCACAUAGUUGAACUUCACGCUUGGUUGAGGGCUUUCACUAUGCCACAUUCCGUCGAGCCGCUCUGUAAUGGACCAACUCGACUCCGGAGUCGCACAAUUAAAUCGGUGCCGGUGGGAGAACUCGCUUGUUUACCUGAAGUUUCACCCACGAUGUUCUAUCUCGAGAUUGGGGAAGGGAAAAAUGUCUCGCUUUUGUGCCAAGUCAACGCAAUUCCUGAAGCGAGGGUCUCCUGGACUUUCCAAGGACAAUUACUACAAAACGAUUCAAUGAUUGCACCAGGUGUGCAUCUCUUGUAUUUCAUCGAGGAAGGAAACGUCGAAAAACGAAGCGAGCUUUUCAUCUACAAUUCAAACAGUGACGAUAACGGAACCUUCAUAUGCAACGCGGAAAAUGCAGCAGGACUUGUCCAAGCCAAUUUCACAAUUCGAGUCAUUGUGAAACACGAUUCACCACCAAUCACAAACGAACUCCCUUUUGAGUUUAUCCUAAUUACGAUGUCAACAGCAGCUGUAUCACUCCUCCUCUUACUCCUAGUGAUACUCUUAUCGGUAAUAAGAUGUCAUCGGAACGCCAAACUGAAAAAGAAACGAAACAACUCAAAAGUCGCUCUUAGUAACUCCGCCAAGGACAAUCUCCUCCAAGAGACCCUCGACGAGAAACCCCCAACGCACGAAGAGGAAACCAUGUUGUAUAACGCCCCCGUGGAGGACAUCCCCGUGACCCCAAUCCCCCCCUGUCUCUCCCCGUACCAGCUCGAGCAAAACCCUGACCUCAUUAACGGCACUGAAAGUGUGGGUCGGUUCACCCCUUUGAAAAAACGCGACUUGUACGUCUACGCCCCUGACGUUCACCUCAACCCCGUUGGGUUGCUCAACUCGGGCUCAAAUUGCUACAAGACUCUCCCCUACAACAGGAAUAAACGCUCCAAUGCUGCCAACCCAGUGGGGAGGUUUUCGCGGGAAGCGGAGUUUCUCUCGCGGACGAUGCAUCCCUCGUAUGAGCACUACAGCGAUGUGAGAUACACCGCCGAUGGGUAUCCCGUGAGGACCCACGAGGGGGCUGUCGAGCCCUGCUGUUCCACCACUACGACGGUUAGUUGGCCGUCGUGUGUCCCCGCUAAAGACUGUGUGAAGAGUGUGGGUGCGCAGACUGAGGAGACGAACACCAAAAGUGAGAUUAAAGACACGUUAACGGAGAGUUUGGAUGAGGGGUACGAAGGGGAAGGGGUGGAGAAUCACUGA